Molecule: messenger RNA, 246 nt
Organism: Pterocles gutturalis (yellow-throated sandgrouse)
Lineage: Eukaryota; Metazoa; Chordata; Aves; Pterocliformes; Pteroclidae
Gene: VMA12
Product: transmembrane protein 199
Exons: 3
Biological process (GO): vacuolar proton-transporting V-type ATPase complex assembly
Cellular component (GO): endomembrane system
Source: RefSeq, a predicted model, not a curated record
GAGACAAACGGGACGUUGGCUGAAUUUGGGAGGCAAGUUCGCUCUGUUAAAGCCGUUGUCAUCACCAUCUUCAACUUCAUUGUCACCGUGGUGGCCACCUUCGCCUGCACAUACCUGGGCAGCCAGUACGUCUUUGCAGACACCGCAGCGCGCGUCCUGUCAGCGGUAAUCAUGGCGUCGGUGGUUGGCUUGGCCGAGCUGUAUGUCAUGGUGCGGACCCUUGAAGGAGACCUUGGGAAACUGUGA